Molecule: messenger RNA, 867 nt
Organism: Aspergillus calidoustus
Lineage: Eukaryota; Fungi; Ascomycota; Eurotiomycetes; Eurotiales; Aspergillaceae
Source: the annotation of a GenBank genome assembly
AUGGACCCCAACGCUCCAGGCUAUCCGAUGCAGCACAACCCGGGCUACCCUGUCCCUUCCCAGGGCAAUGUGCAGCAGUUCCCCUACUAUCCGAACCAAAUGUCCUUUUCUCAGUCGAAUCCGCCCUCGCAGCCUUCUUUCGCUGCUGUGCCGCUGCAACCUGGUGGAGCUAUGAUGCCGUCAAGCUUUCCCCAGCAAUCGCCUGGACCCCACGGCAAUUUCUCGACUCCGAGUCCCUUUACCCAGCCACCCGUUACCGGCGCCUUUCCCCAGUCCGUCCCCUCGACUGCAAACACUCCCACGACGCAGGCGCAGUCCUUUCCUCAAAACAUGGCUUCAAGUUCAGCAAAGAACAUGGUCGCGUCCCAGCAACAGAUACCUACCCAGCAGAGCGCGUCACAGAACGUGUCGCAGAACGCUCCGCAGUCGGCUCAAUCCCAAGCGGCCACCGCGCGUGAAAAGGAACGCGUUUCGGUUCUUCUGGAAAUAAACUCGAUGUUGCUUCAGGAAGCUGUCAACCUACAAUCCUCGGGCAAGGCGGGCGGUCCACCGGCCCAGGCAGCACAAGAUUCAAACCCCUCGCCGACGUCGGAAUCGAACGCGGACAAAAAUGCUCAACGGAGCCCUGAAUACAUGAACUGCAUGCGUCGCCUGCAAGUCAACUUGGCGUAUCUGGCCACAGUUGCUGAUAAGGGCAAAAAGGGAGGAGUGGUCCCUCCAGCGCCUGCUAUCAUGACUCCACCACCGAAUCUACCGGCGAUUGCUGAACUCUACACCAAACUCAACGAGUUGUUUCCGCGUGCUGCGAACACCGCGCAAGGGAACGGAGGGCCCAGCCCAUCACCUACCGCUGAAAAUGCUGUGUGA